Molecule: messenger RNA, 5817 nt
Organism: Podarcis lilfordi (Lilford's wall lizard)
Lineage: Eukaryota; Metazoa; Chordata; Lepidosauria; Squamata; Lacertidae
Source: the annotation of a GenBank genome assembly
AUGCCCUAUGGUCCUUUAUGUACUAGGCAAAAAAAUUCAUCCAGACAUGUAAAAGCUUUUUUAAAAAUAGUUUAUUCCCUGAGUAUUAAUAGUGCCUUCAUAUGCUGUUUGUUUUAUUUGUUUUACUUAUUGUUACUUUUAUUUUUUUGUAAACUGCCUUGAAAUAAUUGCUAAAAGUAGCUUAGAAGUGCUUUCAGUAAAUAAAAAAGGGAAAACCUGUACCUGCAAUUGACCUUUAUGGAGCUAAGCUAUAUGAUUAGUCAUGCAGAAGUAAAUAACCUGUGACAUGCCAGAUGUUGCAGACCCUGCUAUUAGCCAUGAUUUGGAGUCCAACAACAUCUGGAGAGCCACAGGCUGUCCUCUUGUUAACUGCAUGACUUCAGGUAGGAGUAUUUCAUUCCCUAUAGCAGGGUUUCCCAAAUUUGGGUCUCCAGCUAGUUUUGGACUACAAUUCCCAUCAUCCCUGACAACUGGUCCUGCUAGCUAGGGAUGAUGGAGACCCAAGUUUGGGAACCCUGCCCUAUAAUAUCCUACAUGUAGAAAACAAAAAUGUAAGAGAGAACAGCUCUAAGGCUGGUCUCCUCCCUGACUCACAACUUUUAUAUGCACUCGUUUUCAAUGAGGAAGCAUAAGCAAUAUAAGUCCUAACAAGAGUUGCACCAAAUAAUUCUGUUGAUAAAUUAGCUAAGCUCCUGGCUGGAGAGGCUGGCAGGGACUGUGGAAGCAACUUGCCAAAGACCAGUUUCCAGAGGGUUAAGUGUAAUGAAACUGCACACCUGAUCCCUUAAAUGAGAGCAACCUGGGCAAACCUUUAGUUAGGCCAAUUUCACCUGUGUUGUUUGAACUGGCUUUUCUGCAUCUGCAAACUCAAUUGGCUUACAAGGUGCAUUUGAAUUAAAGCCAUCUCUCUUUUGCUUUCUAUCCAACGCUUGGCAAACCCUCACAUGUGUGCUUGUACAAGCAGCAUGUGAGAGAGGCUCAAAGGCAUUUUAAGUUUUAAUGAAAGGUCCCAAGAAGGCUGUCCCCAGUUCACAACAACUUAUUAAUGUUUAUAUGUAUGGUCCUGACUGAGACUCUGGGCUCAUCUGCACUAAUUUUCCUCCGUACUUUCCAGGUACUGAGCUGUGCUCUUCUAGUAUGUGCCACUUCCAUCCUUCCUUUUGCCCCCCUUCUUUCCCUGCAGAAACCCACUCUUUAACGCUCUCCGCAGUCUGUGGAAAAACCCGAAUUGCUGUUUGUUCUGAUUGAGCAUUAGGGAGCGGGUUUUCUUGGGGUAAGUGGUGGGUCAGAAAAAGCACAGACCUGUGCCUAGAAAACGCAGGGCAAAAGGUAACUGUGGAUGACUCAGGCCAGACGUCCAAGAGAAGGGGUCAUCAAAGGGUCAGGGCAAAGGAAUGUGUUUGUAUGUUUCUUCCCAUUUAACAAGUGCUGCUUCCUCUUUACCUUAGGACUUCCCUGCCUAGCAUUGGCUGGCAUCUAUCACCAAUAAUAGUUAAUAAUAUAUAACCAAAAUGGUUGGUUAUAUAUAGGCGGAGCCAGAACCAAUGACGGGCAGAACCAGAGCCAAGGCGAGGCAGAGAUAACUAAUUAUAGUUUUGACCCCCAUCAACCCUGCUGAGUUUUAGGAAGGACAGCAUGGAGACUGAGGCGGAGGAGGAGGAAGAUGGACUGGCUGUAUAAGAAAGAGAGCAGGUAGAAGCUGUUGCGGGUCGACGGGUGCUGGCAGGGCUCCUGUGGCUGUUGCCCCCUGAGGAGACCAAAGGCUUCAGCUUCCACACACAACUGGCGUUUGGCGGGAAAAGGGCCGAUUGGCGAGUACCGGCCGGCCCGUCGUGCCACGGGCGCGCGCGCGCAUCGAGGUGGGCGGGGAAGAAGGGCUGUCAGUCAUACACAUCUGGCAGGAGAGUCGCCUCGAAGAGCCCACCCUAGCAGGAAAGCUUGCCCGCAGAGAGGGGUCAGGGCCAUAGGUCAUGCCUGAGCAUCAUUUGCCUUUAAUGUUAUAAUUGUAUAUACAAUAUAUAGGGCUGCCUGUAGCCCCCUCCAUUCACAGAGAUAUGUAGGACGGGCAGUUGUGGAGGCGCCCAGCCGGCAGAGUCGCCUCUUCGAAGCGAGAGGGGUAGGGGGCGGGCGAAGGUACUCGCCCCUCACAAACACCUCAGCAGUUCCGUUAAAACUAAACCCCGAGAACGGUGGAAAGGGCUCCGUGGACAGCGCGCCAGAAGACUCCCGUCGCUUCCUUUUCGGAGUGCCGAGACCCCUUUACGUCCAAAAAGGCGCGAGCCGCGCGCUCGGGAAGGUUGGGAGGACGGAGGUGGCCGGGAGAGGUGGGUGGGGAGAGGAGGAGAGCAGCGAGCGGAGGGAGUUUCCACACACACACACACACACACACACACACACACACACACACGGAAUCAUACACACCUUGAGUGGAGCCAGUCGCUUUGCACAGGCACCCAGACACCGCAGGAGACGCACGCACGAGGCGCCUCACACACGCGCAUACACACACACACACACAGGCGCGCGCAGGCAGCUCACACCCCGGCGAGAGGGCGCGCGUGGAAUCCGAGCUGAGCAGCUUUUUCUUUCUUUCCUUUCCUUUCCUUUCCUUUUUUUGUAUGCCUCCCUGCGUGUGCGUGCGCGCGUGUGCCUGCCCGCCCGCCUGCCUCUCUCCCCCCCUCUCCCUCUCUUUCUAUCUCUGUGGUGCCUCUUCCGACCCACGCGCUGCUCCUCUCUCUUUCUUUUCUCUCCCCCCCUUCCCCUCCUCUUUCCUCUCCCACCCCGACCCCCUCGCCACCUCUCUCAGCUCUCAAACUCUGCCUCCCCGAGCCCUGAAAAAAUGCCUGGCCGUGAAGCGAGGAGAGGGCACCGGGUCUGUAAAUAAGAAGUGAGUACUCGUUACAAUGGCGCGUCUCGCUGGCUCGGAGAGAAGGAAAGAAAGAGAGAGAUAUAUAUGCCUGGGAAGACAAAAAAAAGAAAAGAAAAAUGCUGCAUGCUCCUUUGCUUUUGCCGAUGCAUCUUCGCUCUAGGGCAGGGGGGGGACGGACUCCCCCCUCCCCACAAAAGAGCCCCACCCCACCCAUUUGCAGGAGAGCCCGUUUUGCCCAUGCCCACCCACCUGCCUCGCUGUCUUUCUCUGCCUCCAUCCCUCCCUCGCCUCCCCCCCCCCCCAGCUCUCCAUCCUUCUUGCACGAGCUUUCCUUGCUGCAUGCAACACCUUGGCUCCUAGGCGCUUCCUUGCACUUAAUCUUUGUUCAAGGGGUGUGUGUUGCUUCGGCUGGGGACAUAAGGAAAAGGGAAGGUGGGGGGAUGAAGCCGAAGGUCCGGGAGGUCCAUAAAACCACUCCCGAAUCUAGCCCGCUCCCUGCUAUCCUUGUGGGCAUGGGAAGACGCGCCGUUUGCAAACCAUUUCAAGAGCAUCUUUUCUCUUUAUUUUUAAAGGGGCGAGGAGGAAAAUGGGUUGCUUCCCUUUAAAAAAAAAAGAGUGGGGGGAGGGGGAGGCAUGGGGAUGUAAUUUAUCUCUCGGGAUGCUUUUCAGAGUAAAGGUUCCUUAUUUACCCUGGGAGCGAGCCGGGUAGUGGUGUUGAAUCUUGGCAAGGUGGAUGAGCUUCAUAAGGGCUAAGCAGGUGGAUGGGGAUGGAUGAACAGUGAAGGAUUGAUGGGGAAGGGGGAUGCUGAGAGUGGGGAUGUCUGCUAUAUAUGCGAUCAGCGUUAAGAAGAAGACGCUUUAAGCUCCCAUCCCUCCCACCCACCCCUGCUUUGUUAGCUUAGCUGCAUACAGCUUCCUAAAGGGGAGUGGAUCAAGGGAACUUAGGGACUGCACUUCCCUAGGGUGCCAGGAUUUCCUUUGGAGUAUGGGCGUGAGUUGCAUCUGGGCAGAAGGUGGGAGGCACAUUUAAAAAAUAACAAUAAGAGAACAGAAUGUCCUGGUGAAUAACAGGAGGGCUGGAUUGCCACCAUUUUGGGGUGGGAGAAAGAGAUGAAGCAGGGUGACAACACGUUGAGGGGGAAGAGAGAUCAAAGUGAUGGUGCCAGCAUUGAGUAGUGGUGGGAUGGGGAUUGCCCCACGGAUUGCCCUAAUUUUCCUGCCCAUGGCUCAUUCCUCAACCUGAUCCGCUACCCAGUUAAAGCAAAGUAUAUUUAUUUGUCAAUCCAAGGUAUCCGUAAAAGUCCACAGGGCUUUAACGCUGGUAGCUGCAGCCCAGCAGCUUGUAGAUUGCCCUGCUAAACAUCAAGCCAUUACCACCAUCAGUCAAAAAGGGAGCUUACAUUAAAGGCCCUAGGCAAGCAUCAUUCAAACCAGUGACUCUGUAAUGCUCCCCCUCAAAUCAAUGGGAUUAGUUCCAUCACAUCUCUUGCAGGCAGAGUGAGGUGGCUCUAAGACUGCAUCUUCAGCCACUUAGAAAUAUCUGAUUGCAUCAGUGUAGUUGUUUGGCAGUAAAAGUUGCCAGGCAGCCAAUACAAUGAAGGGUCUUAGGCGUGUGAAGGUAUUGCCUCAAGUUAUAGCUUUCUAGGAGUUGAAAAAGAGUAACUACAUGACAGCUCAGUGCAAUGAGUCAUGACAAAUGAUCACAUGAAGUUUCUCAUCUGUGACAGCUCCUACCUGCUGCCCCUUUUGGGGGGAAGGGGAGGUCACGUCUACAACUAUACUAAUUAAAUUUACUAUGGAUGCAAGUCUCUCUCGUUCUAUGUCUGAUGGUGCUAUAAUGCUAUAUAGUUGAACUUAUUUGCAUGGGAAGUAUGAUACAGCAUUCUGUCACCCCCUUUUUCUCCAAAGCAUGUCCAUCUUUCAGAUGAUGAAAAUGAUAAAGGGAAAGAGAUUUGCAUCUGCUUUUAGGUGUGGGGUUUCCUUAAUACCACUGAAAGAAGGACUGUGGUCCCUCAGAAGUAAAUUAGUAACCGGAGGGAAAAAAUACAUUAAAUAUGGCCAAUAUUCCAAUGACCUUAUAGAGAAAUUUCAAAUGUGUUGAUGUGGCAUAUUCUUAUUUAACUCUCCAGGAGUUAUGGAGGCUAUAAUUUACUGCUUCUAUAUGUAGCUGCUGUAAGAAAAAAGUCUUCUAAUGUUUGCAUGACAUAGAGGUAGAAAAGUCCUAGGCUCCCAUUCAACCUACAACUUUAGUCCUAGCACUUAAGAACUACUUUAAAUUCUAGCCACAUACAUGCAUUUUUUCAGCUAGGUACCAGCACUCACAUUUCUAAUAUGGAUUUCACUUAACAAAUACUUGCUGACUGAUGCUACUCAUGAUUAAUUUCCCUAACACUACUGAAAGGAGGAUUGUGGUCAUUGAAAACAAAUUAAUAACUGGAGAAAAAAGUACAUUGAUAUGGCAACUAUCUCAGUGAUCUUACAGGGGAAUUUUUGUUGAAAGUUAUGCACAAGAGGAAGUGGUUAAAAAUGCAUUUCUCAGCACUGUGUGUAAGAUGUGAGAAGAGAUUAACUUUUCAGAGCUAAACUUAAAACAUAGAUUGGGUAUCUCAUGCACAAUGCUUAAACCAAAACAAGAAAUGUUAAAACCAUCAGAAAUUAUAUAAAAUGCUAUGUACAUUUUUGCAAUACUUGGACCACAGUUACAGUACUGUCACAACAGGUUGCAGGAACCCCUCAGUCUAUAUAGUAAACUGUAAAUCAUGGGGAAGAUGGAUAUGUUGAGUUCAUUCAUAAUGUCAGCAUCUAUGAAGUUAGAUUGUUAUAUGAAUUUAAAGCUUCUGUCUUACCCUCUAGCAAAAAGAAAUACUGAAAAAAUAUGUGACAAGCCUGGGAAAAAGUAACUUUCUGUGUGUUUUUUUGUUUUUUCUUUCAUCAGUGGCGGCACCUGA